CAUCUCCCCAAAUUACCAAAUACAACAACUUGGCCAUUCUAUUAUCUCCCCAAAUUACCAAAUACAACAACUUGGCCAUUCUACCAUCUACCCAAAUUACCAAAUACAACAACUUGGCCAUUCUACCAUCUCCCCAAAUUACCAAAUACAACAACUUGGCCAUUCUACCAUCUCCCCAAAUUACCAAAUACAACAACUUGGUCAUUCUACCAUCUCCCCAAAUUACCAAAUACAACAACUUGACCAUUCUACCAUCUCCCCAAAUUACCAAAUACAACAACUUGGCCAUUCUACCAUCUCCCCAAAUUACCAAAUACAACAACUUGGCCAUUCUAUUAUCUCCCCAA
Messenger RNA from Owenia fusiformis, 347 nucleotides. The record is from the annotation of a GenBank genome assembly. Lineage: Eukaryota; Metazoa; Annelida; Polychaeta; Sabellida; Oweniidae.